CACCAUCUCCCAAGACGACAUCCACGGAUUGCUCAACAUUCGUUUAACUUUAAACAUGAGAAACAAUGCCACUUUCCCAGCUACUGAAGACGGAUUUGCCGAAGCCCUCCGCCAACAACAAACUGAGUUUCACUCAAUCCCCAUUCAUCCGUCCGCUCUCAGAAUCCUUCUGGCAGAGGGACCCGCUUUUGCGGCAAAUAUGUACUACAAGAAUUCCAACAGCGUCUUUAACCACCUAUUCGGGACACCUCCAGACAGUGAGGGCAAAAAGAAGACUGUACCCCUUGCCCAUCGCAAAGCGGGCAUUUUUGGAACACCGAUUGCCGCUUUCGGAUGCACAGAAGAGCAGAGCCGUGGAUCACUCCACAUGCACAGCCUCUUUUGGGGAGGACUCACUCCGAUGAUGCUGCAAGCAGUUGGGGGAAUUCCAAUUCUAGCAAGACACAUCGCCAGCGCCAUCAAUCGUACCGUCAUGGCUCAACUUCAACCGGAGAUUCACGUCCGUCAUCUCCUGCGUGAUUUCCACAACGAAUCUCCGGCUCACGCAGCCCUAUUCAAAUGCAACAACCCCGUCACCGAAAAGAGGAAAUUCAUCCAAGAUUUCCAACGCACCGUGGACUUGAGCAACGUGCACGUUCACGGUCCGUCGUGCUACCACACCAGAACGGGUGAAGUGUGUUGCCGAUUCGGCAAGCCAACGCACUUGAGAGAGGAAACGGGCGUCGAACAAAUCGUGGCAAUCAAAGCCGACCCCAAGAAGCCAGACAUUUCUUUCGAGGUCUUGCCCGCCAUUCAACCACCAGCCGAAGCCACCACCACCAAGCGAAAUUAUUCCAACAUUCCAGUAGCAAUACGUGACAACCGAAUGAUCAUGUAUUACUUAAAACGACCCGCCAUCGCGCCCAUCGCUUCGGAUUCCACGCCACUCACCGAUCCACCAACCGCCACACUAACACUUCCUGCAGACCUACAACAGCAGUUCGACACCCUGACCACGGAACAGCAAGAAAAAGUCAAUCGAGCUCUGAUCGCGAGGAACGGACUGGUGGUAGAUUACAGUCCCGUUCAAUCAGCGGUCGUUGGAUGCAACACCAACGCCAGUCUACUUGGAAGCGACGCUCAAACCAAAGCCGCCCUCUGCUACGUUUUGAAAUACGUCACUAAACCACCGGCCGAAUUAGCUCACACGCUGUCCCUUCUCCACCACGCACGACGAACCAUCGAACUCCAUCCCUCCAGAGCGACAGAUACCGGAACCGUCAUUCGCACAGGGAUGCACUAUCUCAACCGAAUCGUCAAUCAACUAAGUGGAGCCAUCGAAAUAUCGGCUCCGAUGGCAGCUGUAGCCAUUCAAGGAAUGCCAGCCGAAUUGUGCUCCGACACUUUCUGGGUGGCUUACGUCACAGCCGCCAUAGCAUACGCUAAACACCAUCGCGAGACCUCGCCCACUAGCACGGGAGACAACCUCGACGAAUUCGACGAUGUAGACACCAACGAUUCUGACAUGGAAGAAGAGAACGACGAAACCAACAGCGACGAAGACAUCAUCAGCGAUGACGAAGAAAGCAACACCAACAUCGAAGACAUCAACGAUUUGAAUCAUCAUUCUGAUCACGAAGAAACAGUGGUGAUUCACAACGUGAAUGCCGAUCUCACGCAGGAUGAGUUUUUCAACAAAACCGAACCAUUGGUCCUCUCCCCCGAAGACAAAACCAGACUCGCGACUCAAUCGGACGAAAACAUCGUCUCUACAGCAAAUAUCUACGUCAGCGACAAGAAAAUAGUAGCCGUUCCUCAACAUAUACACUACGCCUACCGAGGUGGCGAAUUGCAUUUGUUGAGUCUAUACGAGUACGUGGCUCUCAUUGACGUCAUUCCAAAACACUGGAAAAAGCAACCAAUGGAUCAAAACAGCGAGGAACCGGACACAGCAAGAGGGCGAGUAGCGAAUAAGACGUUCGAAUUCCUCAUAGGCCAUCCCCUUCACGGGACUCACGUCCAAAGGAUCCGAUCGAAAACAAAAAUUCCUGUUUUAGUAGGAUCACCACCAGCUCCACCAACAGCAAAACCCAGACAACGCACCGCCGCGUGGACGUCCCAAGCACGAAAAUUCGCCGAUUAUAUCCUAACGCUGUACCGCCCUUGGCAAGUUGAAACCGCUGAUAAAAGUACAUUACCAGGACCAACAUUAUGGAACGAUCUGUGCCAGUACAUGCACACCCUAGAACACGGACACAAUCAAGAGGGUCCAUCGUUCCUAAAUCGCAUUCGUUCCAAAUGGAUCACCAACGCAGCCCACGGACUUCGCAUUUCCGGCGAAGAUAGAACAGCGGCCAGCAAGCAUCGUUGCCAGUGCGCCAAGCAAUGGAACAAAAAAGACGGAAGCGAGUCUCUACGAUCGACGCUCGAACCUCCAGAAGGAUCGACACUUCUUUCAAACGACAUUCGAAUCCAAGAAACCAUGGCGGCAACGGCGGCUCAAGAAAACAUCAACAUCUUGCGCGAGAGAGCUUCGGCCGACGACCUGUUGGAGAGAGCCAAUCACUCACACUUGGAAUACUACCAAGCCACCGCGUUGGCUCUGCGACGCCUCUUCCAGCCGCAAGAACAUCAGCGAGCGACGCCGCAAACACCCACCUCGGCCAAUCACAUGCUGCGAUCGGACAACGACGACAGCAACCUCCACGGUAUUUUAGCCCGAUUGCGAGCCGACAUCAUUCACCCACCAUCUACCGACGGAAAUGACGACACCGUCGUUCCCGGACUUUGGACCACCAACCAACACCUCCCUCAAGGUACCCGACUGUCCGACAAACUCAAUGUUUCUCAAAAAGCCAUAUGGAAUCUGGCCAACGCUUACUUCGAGGAAUUCCGGCGCUUCAAAGAUGGACAAGGGCCGAAACCGAAACCCUUCCAUCUACUCGUGCACGGAGGACCCGGCACUGGAAAGUCAUUCCUUGCCGAGUGCAUUCAAGAAGCAGCUGCAGCGCUGCAGUUCACGAUGGCCUGCGUCGCUCCCACUGGCAUCGCGGCCAGCAAUCUACCAAAUGGAAGAACGAUGCAUAACUUCGCUUCGAUUCCAAUUUUUCACGACAGUCGGAGCUUUCUGCCGAAACUGAACGCCAUGAAAUUGGCCAACAUUCAAGAGCGAGCGCAACAUGAAACAAUGGUGUGCAAAAUCAUCGACGAGAUUUCCUUCGUCGGACCAGAACUCUUCGCCCAAGAUGACUGUCGCAUGCAACAAAUGAUGGGCGACAACCAUCCUUUCGGCGGCGUAGCCAUGAUCAUCAUGGGAGAUUUUAACCAGCUACCACCAGUAGCACCAGCCGAAUCGUUGUACGCCGCCCUUCUAAAGUACGUCAGCACUCAAGCUCCCACAAAUCCUCACACUGCAUCGACCGGGCCAAGCACGCGAGGCGCUCAAUUGUUCAGCCAAUUCCGCAAAAUUGAAUUGACUCAACAAAUGCGAGCGCAAAACGAUCAAGAACACAUCGAGUUUCUCAAAAAACUCAGAUCCGCAUCCAGCGAUCCUAAAACAAGAUCGAUGGACACCAUCAAUCAUUUGAAAGUCAUUACCAGAAAUGAUAUUGCGCAAGACCCAACUUGGAUGAAGGCCCCUAUCGUGGUAACCAGCAACGAAGAGCGCUACCGCAUCAACGAACACCAAUUGCUGAUGCUGGCACAACAGCAAAAUUGUCCAAGACUCGUCUGGUUUCAACCCAUCAUCGGCAUCGUUGCCAACGGCUUGAACCAGACUCAAACGAACUACCUCUACGCCACGUCACCACAGUUCAAAGGUAUCUUUGUGACCGGCGCUCCUGGUUUCCUGAUGUCCAACAUUAACCCCAGGAGAGGACUUACCAACGGGACUCCGGUCACCUUUCACUCCUUAGUGCUCGAUCCCAGAGAAGAUCGCCAACGACUCGUGGCCGCCAUCACCGAAGGUAACAACGACGACGUCAUUCUACAAUACAAUCCCACGCAGGUCUUGGUCAAAAUCACCCACGCCGAUCCCAACGACUUCAUCGGUCUCACCGCAGUAGAAGGAGAAGCCGUCAUCCCUCUGUCGCAAACACACACCAGCAAACCAUUCGCUAUCACCGUCCUGGGGAAACUCAACAAAAUCAAACUGCAAACAAUUUCACACGGCGUUGACUGGGGAUUUUCCGUCACUCUCCAUAAGAUACAAGGCCAAACCUGCUCCAAAUUAAUCGUCGACCUCAAUCAUAGACCCUUCAUGCCGCAAAUCACUUUCCCAGGAUUCUACGUGGCUGUCUCUCGCGUUCGACGAGCUCAAGAUCUCCGCAUCAUGCCUCUUCAACCCAGUAGCUACAAUUUAAAGUUCCUCAACGGGCUACAACCAUCCAAAAAACUCAUCACUUGGAUGAAAGGUUACAAUGCGCACGGAGAUUGGGAUGCCAGACUCAUCCCAUCUGAAUUGCUCGACACGCCGCUGACUACUAAACGCAAAAAAAAGGAUACACCAACAACAAAACCUCCCUCAAAAAGCACCAAAACUAAAAAGGCGCCAGCACCACCGAAAAAAAUGAAAACGCACGACACAAUCAACGUAGGCGCCUCUACUUCCAGUCAACCAACAGCCCCAUUACCGCACACUUCUACCUCGUCUUCAAUUGAAAUGGAAUUUCCUACCCUGAGAUGUGAAACAAUUUCAGAAAUCAACGAAGACAAUACUUCCCUUUCUCAAGUCAUCAUCACUAGACCUAUUGCACGCAGCGAAUCGUCUACAACUUCAUCAUCAUCGUCACUUUACAGUACAUUCAACAUCAGACAUCUGUCUUCAGUAGAAUGUCUAUUUCUCUUUAUGUUCAUUCUAUGUAUUCUGAGUAUCAUUGGAAUGGUAAUCUACUUCAACUAAUAAAAUACUGUACUGUACCCAUUCAAAACUCAUAUUAAUAACGCUCACUACUGUAUGCAUUAACAAGUUUUCGUCACAUAAAAUAAAUCAAUAAACCAUUUGAAAAACAUCACCAUGUACGAAACAUUCAUUGAACCCGAAUGUCAUCUUAUAAAAUAUAAACUUUUUCAUCAAUCAGAUAAAAUGAAAAAAGAAAAUGCUUCAACUCCAUUUUUCAUUCCACGUCCAUGACCUGAUAACUGAAAGAAUUCUGUCAACGAAUUCACUGAAGUGACUAAAUACAAACAUAUUUUUUUAAAAUGAGGAAUGUACAUUGACAAUGUAACAUACAGCAACUCUCCUUAUUCCAAU
Messenger RNA from Daphnia pulex (common water flea), 5230 nucleotides. RefSeq lists its product as uncharacterized. NCBI's taxonomy places the organism in Eukaryota, Metazoa, Arthropoda, Branchiopoda, Diplostraca, Daphniidae. The record is from RefSeq and is a predicted model, not a curated record. The coding region runs from base 56 to 4879 and encodes 1607 amino acids. The transcript has 3 exons. Gene Ontology annotation, biological process: telomere maintenance; DNA repair. Gene Ontology annotation, molecular function: DNA helicase activity.